Messenger RNA from Erythranthe guttata (spotted monkey flower), 1756 nucleotides. Its product is annotated as Galactose oxidase/kelch repeat superfamily protein. The record is from RefSeq and is a predicted model, not a curated record. Lineage: Eukaryota; Viridiplantae; Streptophyta; Magnoliopsida; Lamiales; Phrymaceae. Gene Ontology annotation, molecular function: protein binding.
AGAGAGAGAGAGAGAGAGAGAGAGAGAGAGAGAGAGAGAAGAGAGAGAAUGAAGACCCAUUGUUGGGUUCGAGCUUCUGAUUCCGAUUUCACUGGACCUCUUCCCCGACCACGAAGCGGUCACACAGCUGUGAACAUCGGAAAGUCCAAAACUGUAUUUUUCGGUGGUCUGGUAGACAAGAAAUUCCUCAAUGACGUCACUGUUUAUGACAUUGACAACAAUAUGUGGUUUCAGCCGGAGUGUACGGGCAGUGGUUCUGAUGGAAAUGUGGGCCCAAGUCCACGUGCUUUCCAUAUUGCUGUUGCGAUCGAUUGUCACAUGUUCAUAUUUGGUGGGAGGUCCGGUGGUAAUAGGUUAGGCGAUUUCUGGGUUCUUGAUACUGAUAUAUGGCAAUGGUCAGAAUUGACCAGCUUCGGCGACUUACCUUCGUCACGGGAUUUUGCAGCUGCUUCAGCUGUUGGGAACAGUAAAAUUGUGAUGUAUGGUGGCUGGGACGGUAAAAAGUGGCUCUCGGAUGUCUACGUACUUGACACAAUUUCACUUGAAUGGACGGAGUUGUCGGUUACAGGGACAGUUCCUCCACCAAGAUGUGGCCACUCUAUUACAAUGAUUGAGAAACGGUUGCUCAUGUAUGGUGGUAGAGGUGGUGGUGGGCCAAUCAUGGGUGAUCUAUGGGCUUUAAAGGGGCUUAUUAAAGAAGAGAAUGAAGCACCUGGAUGGACCCAACUGAAGCUUCCAGGUCAAGCUCCUUCCCCCCGUUGUGGACACACCAUCUCUUCUGGAGGCCCUUACCUUAUGUUAUUUGGUGGGCAUGGAACUGGUGGUUGGUUGAGCCGUUAUGACAUAUAUUACAAUGACUGUGUUGUUUUAGACAGGGUGUCGGUGCAGUGGACACGCUUGCCUACUAGCAACGAACCCCCAGCUGCUCGAGCAUAUCAUUCCAUGAACUCUGUUGGUUCUCGGUAUCUGCUGUUUGGCGGAUUUGACGGGAAAUCAACUUAUGGUGAUCUCUGGUGGCUUGUACCCGAAGAUGAUCCUAUUGCAAAGAGGCUAACAACAUCUCCAUCCGAACUUAUUCCGGAAAUAAAUGCAACAAUGGCAGCAAAGGAAGACCAAAUAGAAGGCUCUGCAUUUUCGGAGUUGCAGAAAAGAUUAGAAAUUUCAAAUUUACUUUCUAAUCCCGAGAAUAUCAUGAACGAAAUGGAAGACAAAGAACUUAUCAAACUAGCGUCAAGAAUCGGCGGUGAAGAGGCUUCGAGUGACAUGCGGGCUGUGCAAGCGCUCAGAGACCACUGGAUGAAGUCAGCGCCACAAUCUAUAUCACUGAAGGAGCUCGGCCCGUUACUACAUGACUACAAACGGUUUAUUACCCGCCAUCAUAUAGGAAAGCUUGGAUGUAAAUUAGAGCUUGCAGAUUCUGGUUUUCGUGGAAAAGAUGCAUUUCGCUUCUGUCAUGUUAAAAGUGCUUCUCAGCUACGGAUGAGUGAAAUCCCAAAUCUACUGGCGGAGUACAAAGAGCUUCUCUCGUCAACAGGUAUCGGUCUGACAGAUUGAAAGCAUUUCGUGCGGAAGUACGAUUAUAGAUACGUAAUGGAAUUGGAAAAGGAGAGCAUUGCAAGAAAAGAAGAAUUGAAUUCGGAAUUUGAUGAAAGUACCUUAAUCGCGAUAAUUACGGGACAAAUGAACAUAUAUAGUCGUAGAUUGUUAGAAAUGUAACGACACUUGUACUUGUCUAAACAACGUAGUUCACCGCGCA